This is a messenger RNA of Nylanderia fulva, 2193 nucleotides long. It is a transcript of the gene fzy, whose product is annotated as cell division cycle 20 protein fzy. NCBI's taxonomy places the organism in Eukaryota, Metazoa, Arthropoda, Insecta, Hymenoptera, Formicidae. The record is from RefSeq and is a predicted model, not a curated record. Gene Ontology annotation, molecular function: ubiquitin ligase activator activity; anaphase-promoting complex binding; protein binding. Gene Ontology annotation, biological process: positive regulation of anaphase-promoting complex-dependent catabolic process; positive regulation of ubiquitin protein ligase activity; anaphase-promoting complex-dependent catabolic process. Gene Ontology annotation, cellular component: anaphase-promoting complex.
GGCAGGAAAUGGACGGCGUUUAAAAGCCAACGGUCUUUUGAAACUUCCUUCUCAGUCCAUUUAAAUCACUCAUUUGAGGUGUUCGCUGCUUCGUAACGUGCUUUCCUCGGAAUUCCACGUCGAAGAUUUGUGCAACGUAUAUUUAACGCCGAAGCUGGUGAAGCACUCUUCUACGAAGAGCAACGCGAGGCUGCACGCAUUUCGAUUAUGUCACACCUAAGAUUUAUGAAGGAACUCAACAAUCUGACUAGAAUGGACGAAGCUAUCAAGGGUCCUAUACCGCGAUGGCAGAAAAAAUGCAUGGAGACAUCGAACUUGAGUAUCAAUCUUAGUUUGAACUCGUCAAAGAAUGUUAAGAGCAGUUCCUUUACAAGUAGUGCAUCAGGAAAAACUCCGACGAAGAGGAACGAUAGCAAAAGCAAGAAAACUCCCUCUAAAGGCACAAAGAAAUCUCCAAGUCGUGUCACUCCAGCUAAAACUCCCAAUGGCGGUGAUAGAUUUAUACCGUCAAGAUCCACAACCAAUUUCGAAUUGAGCCAUUUUAAGAUUCUUCAACACAAUGCAGAACAGAAUGGAGAUAAAACAAACUUUGAUUCUUCGAAACAAGAGAUGCAGCGUCUCAUAGGAGAGAAUCUUAAUGUUGGUGACAUCAAUAAUGCAAGAAUUUUAUCUUAUCAGGUGAAAGCACCAGCGCCGCCAGAAGGAUAUCAAAAUCCUCUCAAAGUUUUGUACAGUCAAACUAAAACACCAGCUAGUGUUAGAGCUUCUACAAGAUAUAUACCACAAGCUGCUGACAGGAUAUUGGAUGCGCCAGAAAUCAUUGACGAUUAUUAUUUAAACUUGGUGGAUUGGUGUAGCAGUAAUAUAUUGGCUGUAGCAUUGGGUUCCAAUGUAUACUUAUGGAACGCUGAGACUGGAACAAUAGAACAAUUAUUCGAAUUGGACACGAAUGACUAUGUAUGCUCCGUUGCAUGGGUUGAAGAAGGUCCAUAUCUAGCAAUUGGCACCACAGCAGGAAAUACAGAACUAUGGGACUGUAAUGAAAUGAGGAGAAUGCGCACUAUGGAUGGACACGCGUCCAGAGUCGGUUCUCUUGCCUGGAACUCUCAUAUAUUAUCAAGUGGAAGCAGAUCAGGUAAAAUAGUACAUCAUGAUGUCAGACAACGGGAUCAUUUGAUCUCGACUAUAAACGCACACGCUCAGGAAGUAUGUGGCUUAAAAUGGUCACCCGAUGGACAGUAUUUGGCCAGCGGUGGCAACGAUAACAUGCUGCAAAUCUGGCCGUCGAUCAACAGUCGAAAUAAUUCUCAAUCUAUUUAUUCGUUUAAUCAACAUCAAGCUGCUGUAAAAGCGCUUGCUUGGUGCCCCUGGCAAACCAACAUACUCGCAAGCGGUGGCGGUACUGCUGAUCGGAGAAUUAGAUUUUGGAAUAUCUACACAGGUACUUGUUUAAAUACAAUAGAUACAAAAUCUCAGGUUUGUGCUCUAUUGUGGUCUACAAAUUACAAAGAGAUCAUCUCAGGCCAUGGAUACGCGCAAAAUCAAUUGACAAUCUGGAAAUAUCCGAUGAUGACGAAAGUCGCAGACCUUAUAGGACACACCAGUCGCGUUUUACACUUAGCCAUGUCUCCGGAUGGAACCACGGUACUUAGCGCAGGUGCCGAUGAAACGUUAAGGCUGUGGAAAUGCUUCCAAAUGGAUCCACAAAAAAAAAAGAAAGAACCUAGUGAGAUAAAAUCGGUCGCAUCUAGACUUAAGCAAUCGAUUCGAUAAAAACGUAUCGCGAAGCGCGCGAUUAUUUUUUCAGUAUUUAUUUUCAAUAACUAAUUGUAUAUGUGCGAUCGCGGAGCAUGUAAUAUAAAAAGAGAUACAUUAACGUUGUUGAACAUUGUCAGAUACAAAAAAAAACAUUUAUAACACAUCAAUUGACUAAUCUGUUUUAUACAGAGACAUAUAGAUUAAUGUUAGCAUUUCAUAUCACGAGAUUCAGGAGAUACCAGCUUACAUUCGGCUAUGUACGAUAAGUGAAAAAAUUAAGUCUAAAUGGAUAUUAUCGAAAUAAAAUACAAAGAAGCUUUGUCAGUGGAUUAAAUCUCCAAAUUGUAUGAUGCAAACAUUUAGGUUUUACACAAGAUAUAAUCUUUAGCUUGAUAAUUAUAAAUAGGAAUAAAUAAAGUUUUUUAUGCAUACUAA